Molecule: messenger RNA, 1382 nt
Organism: Petromyzon marinus (sea lamprey)
Lineage: Eukaryota; Metazoa; Chordata; Hyperoartia; Petromyzontiformes; Petromyzontidae
Source: RefSeq, a predicted model, not a curated record
CACCAACGCGGGGUCCUUGAACAGCUGAGAGCGGCCAAGGCUGGCGGCGUUGGUCGUGGGCCCGCUUCACUGACGAGUCGCAUCGGCCCUCGGGCGCGCUGUUAAGGAAGGAGGCUCCCGGGGUUGAACCCCAAGUGGCGACAGGAGAGAGGCAGCGUGUGUGUGUGUGAGAGAGAGAGCACGCGGCUCAAAGUGGCUAAAGCACAAUCGGACACACGAGUCACUUCCAGUGCAGUUUGUCGUGCAGCCGAGGCGAGUAGGCCGCAAAGCGCCAGUCGACUGUAACGCCAGCUACUACGGGGGUUGAGUUGUGUGUGCAGCGGCGGAUCGAGACUGCUGUCGGUGCUCCUGGAAUUGUUAUCGGCUGCAGGGAUGGAUGCGGAUUUUGAAAGACUCCGCCCUCAAACUGUGGAGCUGGCCAAAGCUGUGAGUGCCGGAAACAAGGUGGAGGCCAUGACAAUUGCAGCUCUCCUGGCACACUCCAAUACCCCGCUGGAGAUCCGCCCACAAGAAAGCAUCUACCCGGCACAGGAGAUCAGGAUUCAGGUCCGCUUUGAAGAUGCCCAGAACACAGUGGGGCCCAUCGCUCUGACCGUUCAUUCACAUUGGACAGUGGCACACCUGAAGAGUGAGGUUUUCCAGAAGUACGGCUUCCACCCAUUGCUGCAGCGGUGGGUGUUUGGGGGCCGACUGGCCAAGGACUGUCAUUCGCUUCACUUCUACGGCGUCAGGACAGAUGGAGACCACGCCUUCCUCUACCUCCUGAAGGUGCCAUCUUCCAGCGGCGAUGUCGCAGAGAGACACAACGCAGGAGAACCGUUGGGUGGCGGUGAAAGGCCAAGAGCCAACAGGAUGAGUCUACAGGACAUCCUUCACGUGAUAACCGACCAGCUGGGCUCAAUGGACCCGGCUCCUCUCCUAUCCAAUCCCCCAGCAAUAGCCGCCGACGCGACGGCCGAGUGGUCGUGUUCGGCCUGCACGCUGCUCAACCAGCCCAGAGCCGCCCGCUGCUGUGUGUGUGACACCCCUCGACAGCCCGAUGCUCCCGAGCAGGGGAGACGAGGCAACUCCGUGGAGAACUUCAUCCGACAGAUGUCCUCGCCAACUUCAGACCUGCAGUCCGAUUUACUGAAGGCUCUAUAUAAGUUUUAGCAGCUUUUCCCAGAGCCAAGUCAGAAUAUUUUUGACGAUGCGAUCAUAAAGAAGUUUGCCGUUUGAACCACUAAUGAUAUGCUUGCACUGUAUUGCUGUACUGCUUUUAAUGGUACGUCCUUACAAAAUUGUUCACGACUUUUUUUUUUUAAGCAGCCAGCUGGUUAGUAGACCGAUCAGCCCUAGAUCCGAGAUGAUUAUCACGUCGAUUAAUCGACUCAACGUUGUGU